Molecule: messenger RNA, 1877 nt
Organism: Amborella trichopoda
Lineage: Eukaryota; Viridiplantae; Streptophyta; Magnoliopsida; Amborellales; Amborellaceae
Source: RefSeq, a predicted model, not a curated record
GAAAUAAUCAAGGGUCGUUGUUAACAUUGGCGGCAAUUCCUGUCGCGCCUUCUUAAAUAAAAAUUCGUGCCCUAAUUUCUCUUUCUAGAGAGUAUACUUCGCAACAAAAAUGACGAAGAAAAUUUGCUCUCUCUAAAACGAGAGCUAUUGAGGCUUUCAAUGGGGAGAAGAAAAGCACGGUCUUUGCACCACUCAUGCCCUAAUUCUCUCUCUAGAUGAACAACUUCUUUCCCAGGGGAAGAAGAAGAUAAUGGGUUUAGAGUUGGAGGUGGUGCCAAAUUUUAACUCAGAAGAUGUAUUGUUGUCGUAUCCUAGAGGGGGGCCAAUAUUCAUUGCUGGUUUUGUUGGCCCUCUCACUAGUGUGCCUGUAUUUGAGCUCUCUGUAACUGAGGAUUUUGAUGCCUUGCAGGCAGAAUUAUGUUCAGAUAUAAGUCAGUCAUACGAUGAUGAGCUUUUGAUCGAUGAACUAAAAGUUUUCACUGAUGAAGAAUUGGCUGAAAGAGCACUAAAAGAAGCAUUUAAGGAUCAUGUGCAGUCUCAGAAUACAUCGGAGCUUUCAGAAGGGAAAGCACAUGAUAUGCUGGAAAAUGGUCACAGGAAUUCAAACAAUGAGUCAACUUGUGCUGAAAGUUCGGGACAAGAAAAUAUUGAUCGUGAAGCUUCUGAGUCUUCCAAUGAUGGUGCUUCUGCACUGGUGGUUUAUCAGGCUCCAAAAAAGAAGAAAAGGGGGAGACGCUUUGACAGAUAUGCCCGUGAUGCUCUGUUAAGUAGUGAUGUCAUUGCAAAAGUAGAAGAACUAGCAAAGAUAAAGCAGAAACAAGAGGAAGACAAAGCAGCGGUGAAACUGCAUGCUCUCAAAACUCAAGCUAAGGAAGGAGCAAUGCCACCCUCAGAUAAUGUUGAACGCAUGAGGUCUCUUAGGUUUAUCACCUCAGGGAAGAAGGUGAAGGCAUUGAGUUCCCUUGCUUUUGUACCAGUCCGUCACCCAGAAGUGGUUCUCUGUGUUGAGAUAUACCAUUGUAUACGGAAGAAACUGAAGACUCAUGAAUACCUGGUCUUGGGAAGGCAACGCGUCACUGAGCUGCGGGAUAAAAUCCACUGUUUCAUGGAUGAGUUGAUGUGUAAAGAGGAAUUACAUGAUCCCUCUGGAUAUUUUCUCAUUGAGGAUGUUUUCUGCAAAGAUAUGAGGGAUCCAUCAGCUAUAGAUUACAGUGAACCUAUAUUUGAUUGGAUGAGGAAUAAUAAAGAUGAUGCAUUACAAAAGUGGAGCUCUAUUCUCUCCAAAGGAUUGAAGAAGUUUAAAGCAUUUCUUCCAGACUCCACUCUAGCCACAAGUUUGCCAUCUUUCAAAGCUGUUGACAUGCAUAAUACGCUCUUCUGUGACUUGAAAUUUCGGUUGGGGGCAGGAUAUUUGUAUUGCCACCAAGGGGAUUGCAAGCAUACUAUGGUGAUAAGGGACAUGAGAUUGUUUCAUCCGGAGGAUGUGCAGAACAAGGCAGCAUACCCGCUCCUCGUAUUUGAGCACCAAACAUUUGAUCACAAAUGCUCCAUUUGUGGCAUCUUUCGAGCGGUGAAGGUUACAUAUGAUGACAAGUGGGCCCCGACGAAUCCUUCAUAUUUCUGCGAGAAUUGCUACUACCUACUCCACUACUCAAAGGAUGGGUCUCUAUUGUAUAAUGAUUUUACUGUUUAUGAUUGCAGCUAUUGUUGAAUAUGGAGAGAGAGAGAGAGAGAGAGAGAGAGAGAGAGAGAGAAGGGGGAGGAUUUAUACUCCCAGCAUGUAGUGAAGAAAAUGGUUUCAGUGUGUUCUAUGCUGUAAUAAUCGUUUGUUUAUUAAAAAUUGAAGUGAGAAUAAUAAUUUUGAUUUUCCUUGAGGA